UAAAAAACCAAACAAACACACCACCCAGAAAUCUCACCUUCUGUCACCCCAGCCCCCACACCUGGUAUAUAACAGUAUUCAACGGUUGACAAAAAUAUGUCAGUUCAAAAUUGUUUGUCUUAAACAGCUCACACUCUCUUCAUCAUGAAGUUCCUCGUUCUCCUUCUUGCUCUGUUGGCUACUGUGUCCGCCAUGCCGGCCAAGACUUACGUCCAGGAAGUGCCCGCAUACCAGGCUCCUGUCCAAGUCGCAUAUGUUCCGCAACCAUACACCUUUUCGUACAUUGUUCAAGAUGAUGAAACCUACAACGAUUACCUUCACACUGAGAAGACGGAUGGAAAGGUAACAACCGGCUCUUAUCGCGUGGAACUUCCUGACGGCCGGACUCAGAUCGUUACCUACAGAGCUGACGAGAACGGAUACACAGCUGUUGUUAAAUACGAGGGAGUAGCACAGUACCCAGAAUAUGUCCAAAAAAAUACUAAUUUUUUUAAAUUAGCUAUUAUUAUUUAUCUGGUAGAUAUGAAAUAUUAAAUUUUUUAAAAUGAAAAACAUAUUUAAUGAGGACUUUUGUGUUUUUAUCGUUUUGUCUGUGAGCUUGCAAAAAAAAUUUACUUUUAAGUUCUGGAAACCUAUAUGUCAUUCGUUGCGCAUCAUAAAUACACACUUACACAGCCCCU
Molecule: messenger RNA, 680 nt
Organism: Daphnia magna
Lineage: Eukaryota; Metazoa; Arthropoda; Branchiopoda; Diplostraca; Daphniidae
Product: pro-resilin-like
Exons: 3
Coding region: 145-534 (129 amino acids)
Cellular component (GO): extracellular matrix
Source: RefSeq, a predicted model, not a curated record